Molecule: messenger RNA, 1689 nt
Organism: Staurois parvus
Lineage: Eukaryota; Metazoa; Chordata; Amphibia; Anura; Ranidae
Source: the annotation of a GenBank genome assembly
AUGUCUUACGGGAACGAGGAAUACGAAACUCCCUAUGAUCCUUACAACUAUCAAGCAGAUUAUGAUAUGCACACAGGUGAUCCUAAACAGGAUCUAGCAUAUGAGCGCCAGUAUGAGCAGCAGACAUAUCAGGUCAUCCCUGAGGUGAUCAAAAACUUCAUCCAAUAUUUCCACAAGACUGUGUCUGAUUUAAUUGACCAAAAGGUGUAUGAACUACAAGCCAGCCGAGUAUCCAGCGAUGUAAUUGACCAGAAGGUUUAUGAGAUUCAAGACAUAUAUGAAAACAGUUGGACAAAGUUAACAGAACGUUUCUUUAAGAAUUCUCCCUGGCCUGAAGCAGAAGCCAUUGCUCCCCAAGUUGGAAAUGAUGCAGUGUUCCUAAUAUUAUAUAAAGAACUAUACUACAGGCACAUAUAUGCCAAAGUCAGUGGAGGACCCACGCUAGAGCAAAGAUUUGAAUCCUAUUACAACUACUGCAACCUUUUUAACUACAUUCUUAAUGCGGACGGUCCAGCUCCUUUAGAGUUGCCUAACCAAUGGCUGUGGGACAUUAUUGAUGAGUUUAUAUACCAGUUCCAGUCAUUCAGCCAGUAUCGAUGCAAGACUGCCAAGAAGUCAGAGGAAGAGAUUGAAUUCCUACGCUCUAACCCUAAAAUCUGGAAUGUGCACAGUGUUCUGAAUGUCCUGCAUUCUCUAGUGGACAAAUCAAACAUCAAUCGUCAGUUGGAGGUGUAUACCAGUGGAGGGGACCCCGAAAGCGUGGCCGGAGAAUAUGGCAGACACUCUCUUUACAAGAUGCUUGGGUACUUUAGCUUGGUUGGAUUACUGCGUCUACACUCACUGCUGGGAGACUAUUAUCAGGCCAUCAAGGUGUUGGAAAAUAUAGAACUGAACAAGAAGAGUAUGUACUCCCGUGUACCAGAAUGCCAGGUCACCACAUAUUACUAUGUUGGUUUUGCUUAUCUCAUGAUGAGAAGAUAUCAGGAUGCAAUACGUGUCUUUGCUAACAUCCUGCUUUACAUUCAAAGGACCAAAAGUAUGUUCCAGAGGACAACAUACAAGUAUGAGAUGAUUAAUAAGCAGAAUGAGCAGAUGCAUGCCUUGCUGGCAAUUGCCUUAACCAUGUAUCCUAUGCGCAUUGAUGAGAGUAUUCACACACAGCUGAGAGAGAAAUAUGGUGACAAAAUGCUGCGCAUGCAGAAAGGAGAUGCACAGAUUUAUGAAGAGCUGUUUAAUUUUGCAUGUCCCAAGUUCCUGUCACCAGUAGUCCCCAACUAUGAUAAUGUUCACCCAAAUUAUCACAAAGAACCCUAUCUACAACAACUAAAAGUCUUUUUGGAUGAAGUUCAGCAGCAAGCUCAGCUGUCCACUAUCCGUAGCUUCCUGAAGCUUUACACCACCAUGCCUGUAGCCAAGCUUGCUGGGUUCUUGGAUCUUCCAGAGCAGGAGUUUCGGAUUCAGCUACUUGUUUUUAAACACAAGAUGAAGAAUCUCGUUUGGACUAGUGGCAUCUCUGCAUUGGAAGGAGAAUUUCAGUCUGCCUCAGAAGUUGACUUCUAUAUAGAUAAGGAUAUGAUUCACAUUGCUGACACCAAAGUGGCUCGGCGCUAUGGAGACUUCUUUAUUAGACAGAUACACAAGUUUGAAGAGUUAAACAAGACCUUAAAGAAGAUGAGCCAGAAGCCCUGA